GGUAAUCUGCAUCUCAUAUUCUCAUCCAUCGCACGAGCCAGCCUGCAGUAGGCAGCCACUACAGCCCCUGAAGAAGAGGCACGGAUCACGGAUGCCAAGCAUGGCAUCCAAGUCCAAGGGUCUUGUUGUGCUUGCUCUCCUGCUUGCUGCUGCUAUCCUCGUCGCCUCGGCUGAUGAACACCCUCAGGCCAAGAAGGAAGAGAACGAGGCCGGAGUAGAGAACUUCUUCCACGGUGGCGGAGGCCACCACGGACACGGCAGGGGAGGCCACGGCGGAGGAGGUUACGGCGGCGGGGGAGGCUACGGAGGAGGCGGCGGAGGCUACCCAGGCGGUGGAGGAGGCUACGGCGGCGGUGGCGGCGGCUACCCUGGCCACGGCGGAGAAGGUGGUGGAGGCUACGGCGGCGGUGGCGGCUACCCUGGCCACGGUGGGGAAGGUGGUGGAGGCUACGGCGGCGGUGGCGGCUAUCCUGGCCACGGCGGAGAAGGUGGUGGAGGCUACGGCGGCGGUGGCGGCUACCCUGGCCACGGUGGCGAAGGUGGUGGAGGCUACGGCGGCGGCGGCGGUGGCUACCCGGGCCACGGAGGAGGAGGCGGCCACGGAGGCGGCAGAUGUAAGUGGGGCUGCUGCGGCCACGGGUUCCUUCACCAUGGCUGCCGCUGCUGUGCGCGCGCCGACGAGGUUCCGGAGGUCCGCAACUGAGCACACGUAACAAUGCAGCCAUGCAUACGUACGUACGGUAUAGGCUAGCUGCAUGCCUACCCUGGGUUGACUGUACGUCCAUGACAUUGCUCUGCACGCGUACGUGCAUAGUAAUUAAAUUACUCGUAAUAUAAAUAAACAUUGUCCCUGAUGAACAAAAGGAAGAGACCUUGUAGAACAGUGACCUUGUACGCGUUGCACAGUGACCUUGUAGAAUGCAUGCAUCCCCUGUGUGUUCUUGCAAGCGUGUAUGUAUGUCUCGUAUUAAUACCCCCGCUUUAUCUGUUAGUAGGUAAUGUGGAAUAAAAUCACACUGGGAUAAUA
Molecule: messenger RNA, 1027 nt
Organism: Hordeum vulgare subsp. vulgare (domesticated barley)
Lineage: Eukaryota; Viridiplantae; Streptophyta; Magnoliopsida; Poales; Poaceae
Product: glycine-rich cell wall structural protein
Exons: 2
Coding region: 92-703 (203 amino acids)
Source: RefSeq, a predicted model, not a curated record